Messenger RNA from Drosophila serrata, 2702 nucleotides. Its product is annotated as TBC domain-containing protein kinase-like protein. Gene Ontology annotation, biological process: activation of GTPase activity; protein phosphorylation. Gene Ontology annotation, molecular function: ATP binding; protein kinase activity; GTPase activator activity. Lineage: Eukaryota; Metazoa; Arthropoda; Insecta; Diptera; Drosophilidae. The record is from RefSeq and is a predicted model, not a curated record.
ACGCUGUCAGCUGAUUCGCUGUCCGCUGCCAAAAAAAAAAGAAAAGAAAUUGUUGCUUUUCUCUAAUGUCCUCCUGUGAAUCCUAAGAACUCCACGCCCCGCACCCACAUCCGCAUCGAACAAGGACCAAGGACUGACCACGGAUGGCUGGCAGGCAGGAGAGCCGCCGCCUGUGCGCCGUCACCUUCUUUGCGAAACUGCAUCCGGGCGAUGUGUGCGGCAGCAAUGGUCUGCCCCUUACGCCCAACUCAAUUGCCAUCCUGGGCAGGGCCCAGAAGCUCAAGGAGCUGCAGGACGAGCAUUUGUGUCAGUAUCUGGACGUGAUACGGGGCAAGCAUGAACGCACCAUUGUGGUCUCGGAGUAUCUGGGUCUCUCGCUGGAGGACUAUGCCAAGCGGAAUCCUCCAUUGUCACUUGCCCAGAUCCUGAGGAUCUUCUAUCAGGUGGCCUGCGGCAUUAGCGUGCUGAGUCAACAUCAUCUAGUGGCCCACAAUCUGGAGCCGAAGCAUGUUCUCAUCUCUGAUGACGGACGACGCGUGAAGCUCUUCAACUACGGCCUGCAUCACAUGACCAAGGGCGGCUGCUAUGUGCCCUUUCCCAUUGGCAAUAUCCGGUAUAUGGCACCAGAGCGGCUCCUCGGACUCAACGGGAAUGUGAAGAGCGAUGUGUGGGCUUUGGCCAUGCUGGUGGUGGAGUUGGUGUUCCAAAUCCAGCUCUGGCCCAAACUGAAACUCUCGAAUGUGAUUCGAAAGAUUCUAGCUUUUGGCCGGAGCAAUGGAGUGCUGGAGAAGAUUGCGCGAGAGCAUCAGUGCUACGAGCGCCUUACGACGAUGGAUAGGAAUCUGCGACAGUUGCUGGAAAGCUGCUUGCAGGUGCUGCCCAAGAGAAGACCGCUGCCACAGCAACUGCUGAUGCAACCCAUCUUUGAGAGCGUGGCUGCAGAGCUGAUGAAGGAACGGGACCAGCAGCAGAAGCCACAGCAGCCUCAGGAGAACCAGGAGCAUGUACCUCUGCUCUUGCGCUGCCCCCUGUCCCAGAUCUAUCACCUGUGGCAGCUGGCCGGCGGCGACGUUCAGGCGGAGCUCAAGAAGGAAGGCCUCAUCCGCAGCGAAGCUCCUAUCCUAGGUCUGCCGCAGAUAGUGCGCCUGAGCGGAGCAAGCGUGUGUCCGGGUCGCAGCCAAGCCCAACUGAUGGAUGAUCGUGUGGUGCCGUUGCGGCUAAAGGCUCUGCUGCAGCGACUGAGUCUCCUGCCAGCGGAUGUCUACUUUCCGCUGCUCCAUUCACCGCGAUUUCCCGCUCACUUUGCACGCGAGUUGCAGGCUCUGCCUCUGGUGAUCCGCGAGAAAGACAUUGAAUAUCAGUUCCAACGCGUCCGUUUAUUUACACGCCUCCUGCAGGGCUAUCCGCACACGGCAGAGCAGCUGCGUCGUGAGGCGGCCGUCGAUGUGCCCCCGCUGCUGCGUGGUCCCAUUUGGGCAGCUCUGCUGGAUGUGGUGCCCAAUGGUAGCUACUACAAGAUCGACAAGUUCACGGCCACCAGCACGGAUCGACAGAUUGAAGUGGAUAUACCGCGAUGCCAUCAGUACGAUGAGCUCCUCUCCUCACCCGAUGGCCACCGCAAGCUGCGCCGCCUGCUCAAGGCCUGGGUCACCGCCCAUCCGCAAUAUGUGUACUGGCAGGGAUUGGACUCGCUGACGGCGCCGUUUUUGUUUCUCAAUUUUAACAAUGAAGAGUUGGCUUUUCUCAGUCUGUUCAAGUUUAUACCCAAGUAUCUGCAAUGGUUUUUCCUCAAGGACAAUUCGGCGGUGAUCAAGGAGUAUCUGAGCAAGUUCUCACAGCUGACGGCCUUUCAUGAGCCUCUUUUGGCACAGCAUUUGGCCAGCAUAAGCUUUAUACCAGAGCUAUUUGCCAUUCCCUGGUUCCUGACCAUGUUCUCGCAUGUUUUCCCGCUGCACAAGAUCCUGCAUCUGUGGGACAAACUAAUGCUGGGCGACAGCUCGUAUCCACUCUUCAUAGGCAUUGCCAUUCUUCGCCAGCUGCGCAGCACCCUGCUCUCCUCGGGCUUUAAUGAAUGCAUACUGCUUUUCUCCGAUCUGCCGGACAUAGUGAUGGAGGGCUGUGUCCUGGAGUCCCAGAAGAUGUAUGAGAUGACGCCCAAGAGCAUAACGCAUCGACAGCAUGCCCUGCGUCACCAGCAGCCUCACUCACUGGACAUUGGCAUAACGGAUGUGGAACUGAAGCACUUGCAGCAGGAGCAGUGUCCCCGUAUUAGCGCCAAGGAUGUGCAGGCCCUGCUUCUGUACUCCCCCGAGCUGGCUCUCGUGGAUCUACGCAGCGUGGUGGAGUAUGGACGUGUCCAUGUGCCACACAGCAUCAAUAUACCCUUUGCCACCAUUCAGCUGGGUGAUCAGCGACUGGAGGCUUUGCCAGUGCCCAAUGUGGAGGGUCAACUACGGGGUCGCAUUGUGGUCUGUGUGAGCAAUAUUCAUCAGCAUUCCGUGGAGUUCUCUCACUUCCUGGUGGCCUGCGGCAUUCAGCGCACCUGCAUCCUGCACAAGGGAUUCAAUGUCCUGCACUCCAUCGAGCCAAAUAUACUCAUCUCGAAUUGAGGCUCUCGCGUCUCUAUCAUUGUUAGCCUCGUUGCUUCUGCUCCGUUUUUUAGCCUAAGCUCAAUGUGUACAUUUAUAAUCUUUUAUAUUAUC